Messenger RNA from Acinonyx jubatus (cheetah), 7644 nucleotides. RefSeq names its product cleavage and polyadenylation specific factor 7 (gene CPSF7). Gene Ontology annotation, biological process: mRNA alternative polyadenylation. NCBI's taxonomy places the organism in Eukaryota, Metazoa, Chordata, Mammalia, Carnivora, Felidae. Gene Ontology annotation, cellular component: mRNA cleavage and polyadenylation specificity factor complex. The record is from RefSeq and is a predicted model, not a curated record. The coding region runs from base 210 to 1625 and encodes 471 amino acids. Gene Ontology annotation, molecular function: mRNA binding. The transcript is spliced from 10 exons.
UGGGACCGAGAGCGGUUCGCGCGCUUCGGGCCUAGUCCGGACUCGCCGCCGCCGCCGCCGCCAUAUUCCCGGUAACGGGGGCGCGCGGCCGGGGGCCGGCUGGGCCGGAAGAGGGCUCGGGGCCAGCGCUGAAACUGGGAGGGGGAUACCGCAGUGGCAUCUUUCUCACUUGGUCGGUUCUCCGGGCUCGCGAUCUUCCUUCCGGAGCCAUGUCAGAAGGAGUGGACUUGAUUGAUAUAUAUGCUGACGAGGAGUUCAAUCAGGACCCGGAGUUCAACAAUACAGAUCAGAUUGACCUGUAUGAUGACGUGUUGACAGCCACCUCACAGCCCUCAGAUGACAGAAGCAGCAGCACUGAGCCACCUCCCCCUGUUCGCCAGGAGCCGUCUCCCAAGCCCAAUAACAAGAGCCCUGCAAUCCUGUACACGUACAGCGGCCUGCGUAAUAGGCGAGCUGCUGUCUAUGUGGGCAGCUUCUCCUGGUGGACUACAGACCAGCAGCUGAUCCAGGUUAUUCGCUCUAUAGGAGUCUAUGAUGUGGUGGAGUUGAAAUUUGCAGAGAAUCGAGCAAAUGGCCAGUCCAAAGGGUAUGCUGAGGUGGUGGUAGCCUCUGAAAACUCUGUCCACAAAUUGUUGGAACUCCUGCCAGGAAAAGUUCUUAAUGGAGAAAAAGUGGACGUGAGGCCGGCCACCCGGCAGAACCUGUCACAGUUUGAGGCACAGGCUCGGAAACGUGAGUGCGUCCGAGUCCCAAGAGGGGGAAUACCUCCACGGGCCCAUUCCCGGGAUUCUAGUGAUUCUGCUGAUGGACGGGCCACACCCUCUGAGAACCUUGUACCCUCAUCUGCCCGUGUGGAUAAGCCCCCCAGUGUGCUGCCCUACUUCAAUCGCCCUCCUUCAGCCCUCCCCCUGAUGGGUCUGCCCCCACCCCCAAUUCCACCCCCACCCCCUCUCUCCUCAAGCUUUGGGGUCCCUCCUCCUCCUCCUGGCAUCCACUACCAGCAUCUCAUGCCCCCUCCUCCUCGAUUACCUCCUCAUCUGGCUGUACCUCCCCCUGGGGCCAUCCCACCUGCCCUUCACCUCAAUCCAGCCUUCUUCCCCCCACCAAAUGCUACAGUGGGGCCUCCACCAGAUACUUACAUGAAGGCCUCAGCACCCUAUAACCACCAUGGCAGCCGAGACUCGGGCCCUCCGCCCUCCACAGUGAGCGAAGCAGAAUUUGAAGAGAUCAUGAAGCGAAAUAGAGCGAUUUCCAGCAGUGCCAUUUCCAAAGCGGUAUCUGGAGCCAGUGCAGGGGAUUACAGUGACGCGAUUGAGACGCUGCUCACAGCCAUUGCUGUUAUCAAACAGUCCCGGGUCGCCAAUGAUGAGCGUUGCCGUGUCCUCAUCUCCUCCCUUAAGGACUGUCUUCAUGGCAUUGAAGCCAAGUCCUACAGUGUGGGUGCCAGCGGGAGCUCGUCCAGGAAAAGACAUCGAUCCCGAGAGAGGUCACCUAGCCGGUCCCGGGAGAGCAGCAGGAGGCAUCGGGACCUGCUUCAUAACGAAGAUCGACAUGAUGAUUAUUUCCAAGAAAGGAACCGGGAGCAUGAGCGGCACCGGGAUAGAGAGCGGGACCGGCACCACUGAGAAAGGAGUCUGGUUGGAAGCAAAUGUUUUUUUAAUGGACUUGCAUCUCCUCACCUUGAUCAGGACUAAAGGACGGAGGCCACUCCACCCCUCCCCCUUCCUCCAAGCCCCUAACCCCCUUCAGACACCCAGGGAAUACCCUCUGCCCUACAGGAUUGAAGGUUGCCUGGCGGCCCUCCCAAUCCCACACCUCCUGUUUGUCAGGGGAACGAACCUAAAGACUUCGUGUGGUUGGGAGGGGUGGCAGACAGGAAGAAAACAUGUCCAGGCCCCUGGUCUCCAUAGAGAAUGGUGCUCUGUCCAAGGAAACGUAGGAGUUUCUGAUUCUCCAGGAGUGGUUCAGUGGUGAGGCUGGCGGGAAGGCUCUCUUCCCAAAGAAGAUGGAUCCUCCCUGCAGGAUCUAGGAGAGGGACUGGGUGCGCCAAAAUACGCCCGGGGUCCUGCCCUCAGCACUAGGUUUGAUGGGGCCAAGAGGGUCCAAACCCCUUGCUAACAUACCACUUCUUUGUUUAACUCCUUUACCCUCCCAGCCCUUUGAGAGGGACCCUGAGAACAGAAAUUCCCUUAUGAAAAGCCUCUCCUGUUCUUGCGUUUCCCUCUUACAUAUUGACGGUUGGUUUCCCUGACCUCCCAGAGGGCCGAACCUUUCCGGCCCCCUGCCGCCCAGCCGCCUCAGUGGACCUGCCCCUCCUGAGCAGAGAAGGCCCCUGAGGUCGCUUUCUGCCGGGGAGCCGGCAGCGCCACUUACCACCCUCUGCUGCUUCGUGCUUGGUCGCCUCUUGCAAUAACCAGCUGUACUAGGUGUUCCCUUUCCUGGGGCUUUUCCAUUUCACACGUGGAGCCCCUCCCCCAAGAAGGCUGCUUCCUUGUUUUAGAGGAAGAUACUGCCACUGGGAGAUGGGGACAUCGGACCUCAGCAACGAAGAACCCUUGUGAAGUACCAGGAGGAGUGGGAGAGGAGGCAAGCUGGGCAAGAGAGAGCCUACUUCCAUAGGCUUUUCUGUUUUCAGGUUCGAUGUGAGCAGGGGCUUACAUCCUCCAGGUACAUACCUUUACUUAUCGUGGGAUAACCUGGCACUAGUAGGCAGGUAAAGUCACAAAUGUGGUGUCUUUCCACCUUUUGACUGUUGACUUAAUAGCUCCCCUCGCUCUACGUGGAGGCACUUCCUGCCUCUAAUGGGGAGCAAGGAAGAAGUGGAGCCUGACUUGAAUGAGUUCAGCUCAGAGUUCUAAGGACCACCACUCUGGGGGCCGUUUUCUACACAGGCAAAUGGAAUUGCUUUUCCCAUAACAUCUAAGUUGUGAUGUGGUUGCUGCUGAAGGAAGAAGCGGCAACGGGGUCCUGCGGUACCCAUGGGGCGAUGGGUGCUGUUUCUGCCUGCAUUUACAGGGCAUGUGACAUCUGACACGAGAAGAGACGUGGCGUGUGAGAUGAGACUUGGCAUGUGAGACGUAGGGUCACUGGAGACCCUUCUGGCUCAGAGGGGAGAGACUGAGUGGGACUGAACCCUUCCUCUGUUCCCUGCACGUUUCUGACAUAGCCCUCAAUCAGUCAGUGAGGGGUCCCCCCAGGGUUGGAGAGGCACAUUCCCUUGGGACAGAGGCUACAGGUUUGUAGCUUUUUUCCCCCUGUCCCCCAACCCCAUCCCCACCUCCACUUCAGAACACGGCCCCCCGCCCAACUGGCCAAGUGUUAAGUGAUGUGCUUAUCCUCAAGAGCAGCUCCGGGUGUCUUUUUAAAAUGUAGAGAAAACCAAGUAAGGUGACAGUUUAAGGAAAAAAAUAUAUAGAAUACCAGAAAAGCCGUUUACCCGGAGAAUUUUUUUCUCCCCACUUUUGUUUUGUUUUUACUCAAUGACACAAAUUUUAGUUUUAUUUCCUGAUAGCAAAAGGAAAAAAAAAAAAAAAAAAAACAACCCAGCCCUCAAAAAAGCCAAGGCCCCGUCCCCCUGUUGUCGGUGAUUUGUUUGUCUUUCUGAUAGGUUGAAAAUUGUGUAAUAAACUUGAUGACGCUGUCAAUCUUUUAUACUGCAUUGUAUUUUUUUCCUUUUGUAACAAAAUAUUUUUAAAUAAUAAAUGGGGUGUGAGCUGUUUUAUGGAUUCUGCAUUGAAUAGAUUUGUUGAGGUGUCUGGGACGUGGGCAUGGGCUGAUGGAGAGUCUGUGGGAUGGUAGCGGAACCCUGAGCCCUCGGCUGGAAUCGCCUGGCGGGCACCCGGGCGCCUGUGGUGCACCGAGGAGGCCUCUAGUGCAAACCUUUGGAAGUGCCCCCCCUUGAGGCUUAGCCUUCUUCCUUAGCCAUCUAACCUAGGGAAAGAAACAUUCCAAGUCCUUUAUCCUUUAAGAUCCCUAAGAUUCAUGCUCAGAGUAAGGAGAAUGUUCUGAUGUUCUCACGCUCAGGAAGGGAAGAUUCCUCUGCCCAGACUUAGGAAGUGUGCUCGCAGUGCCUGCUUCCACCAUCUGUUUACCUGGCUGUUGACAGCAGCAUAGCCUGUCUCCUCUGAGCUGAGAACAGCUAUUCUGCCUUCCACACAGGGGUGUCUUAAGAAUCAGAGAUAACGUGAACGUGUUUUGGAAACUGGAUUGCUGUCUAAACGUCGGGAAGUACACAUUUGGAAAGUUCAGCCAAGUGUUGUGAGUCAGUUCCUUGGAAUUCCAGAAAGCCAGGUGAGCAAGAGGAGAGUCACAUGUAUAAAAAGAUGAACCAGAGAUCAGGUGAUAGUGAGUGAGUAUUGGGACGAGCACAGGCAAGACUGGCAUAAAAAAACACUUCCAGGGGGAGGGAAAGCCCCAGAAGCUCUAUGACCAGAAGCAGCAUGAGGGAAGUAAGUGUGCUUAGUCCAGGCCAGUAACGUGGUCCCCUGCGUCUCAGGUACAUGCUGUGCUUGCUAAAAGUGCCUCUUCUCUGCCUGCAUCCACUUCUACGUGAAAUCUAGAAACCUACUUUUUAUGCCCCAGAUGACUUUUAUGUAAAGUAAAGCGUGAGGACUGGUGGCUUAGAGAAGGAAACAUCCUUCAUCGGAGAGCUACCAUGGUGGUACAGAAAGGGAUGACCUUUGGGUUACUCUAGGUUCAAAUCCCAACUCUUACUUUUUAAGCUAAAUGCGCUCAGACACAAGUUGACUUCACAUUCAAGUUGAUUUUCUGCCUCCUAGGAUCGCAGCAUGGAUUAAAAUAUACUCUGCCAGGCCCUGGAUGGGACAGUAGUCUCCUACACAUUGCUGUCAGGGUAUAGAGCCAGAAACCUGAAUCUGUGGGUCCAAAGUGCUUCCUGAACUGGGCCACAACUCAGCCUCUAGAGAUGGCCACUGCAGUCACUUGACAAGUUCUAGCCAUGAGUGUGAAUAUCUGCGCAGGUCUCUACCAGCACCUGUGACCACGGCCUGCUCCUUCACUCAGGUCCUCUCCACUGUACCACACUGACCCUGAAAGGCUAGCUGUCCUCAUUCCUGUCCUCUGCUGCCUCGGUGUCUGUUGAAUGAUGUUCUUUCUACUCUGGUGUGACUGCACCCGCACAGGUGGCUCCAACAAGCACCAGGAAGAUUGAACACGGGUGGAGCCAUACACAGGAAGCAAGAGGCACGAAGCUCCCAGAUAAGCAUGAAAAAAUGAGGGGACUUCCUGUUGUAGCCUAUCCCCAUUUUCAACCACUCCUUCUCAUCCUCAAGCGGUACCUGUUGAAAUAAGAGUUUGCUUGAUCUAAACAGAGACUCCUCAGACAAGGUUUCUAUUUCCAGCUGUUUAACCAGGUGUGUGAGGCUUGGCUGUUCCUCGUCGCUAAGCCUGCAAAGUGGGGGAUUAGAUUCACUUCUAAGGUCCGUUUUAAAUUAUAAGCCAACUCUAAACUUCAACAGUCUUUCAUUCCUUUAUCUGUGUUGCCAGGAGAGUGACCUUAACCACUGAACCUCUCGAAGAAACGGGGAGGCCAUGGAAAAAGUUCCUGUCCAGUUUGAUGCCAGCAACUUCUUCAAAGCACAGAUAGAGAAAGCAGUGUGAGCAGCAGAAAAGUCAGGGGAUUAGUGGGGUUUGUGACAAAUAUCAGGGAGGUUCCCACUGGAUUUUUUGUGACUGUUUCUCGUGGUUGAUUACACCUGUCUACUAUAGCUUUUGGAUAGACCCCAAAAGCAGCUAGGAGGCAAGGACACAGAAGAGGUAGGAAACGAGAAAAGUCUCAGUGCUUUGGACAGCGGUGACCUUCACAGGAUGAAAAUGAGCUCAAUCCCAGGAAAUAAGCAGAAUUAAAAACCAGCAUGAAAACACUUAAAGACCAAUUCACUUUCUACUGGGAGCAAGAGUAGAUAUCAGAGGAUUCAUCUGAUAGCAAAGAGCCAUAUGGCUCAAGGGUUUCUAAAGUGAAUUCUGUCAUGUGUCCUGGGACUUAGAAAAAUAAACAAAAAAAAAAGCCACUACCAAGUAAGAUGAGAAACAGGUUUAAAGCUGGUCGCUUGGAGAAGGGAAUGAUGUACUCAGGACAAUAUUUCUCUUGCUUGGAGAAGGGAAUGAUGUACUAAGAUAGGACAAUAUUUCCCCAGCUUAUUAAAAAAAAAAAAAAGGGUUUCCUUUUACAUUAAAUUGAAAUUUUAAACUAGAUGACAAAAAUGCUGCCAAGUUUUGACUAUACCUCUUCCAAUUAUUUAUGCCUCACUCUGGAAAGCAGCUGACAGCUGUCUGUAAGAGGAAGGAGGGAAAAGACGCGGGGAUGCGGGAUUGGGGGCAGAGGCGAAGAAUAUAAAGCAGAGUCUUUUACAGGAUGACAGGCCUGAAGAAGAUACGGAAACUGCUGCCUUUAGGGAUUAAUCUAGGCUACCGCUGGGGGAAGAAAGUCAUCGCUGCCUUUGCGUCCACGCUGGGUCGCCGAGCACAGCCUGAGAAAAACCUGCCGGGACAGUCGCUCCCUUCCCUUGUGGAUGAAAUUCUAGGGACAGGUGCCGUAAGAAAAAGGCUGCAACCCCCAUGAUGGAAAAUACACGUUUAUUAUAAAAUAAUGUUUGUUUCAUGAUGAGAGUAGAAAAAUAACACUAUGAGCUACUAAAAAAGUUCCGGAGCUCAGUCUCUGAGGAAUGAGGUGAGAGGCUUUUGCGUCACUCUAGGGGCAGAUAUCCUGAGGCUCUCUGUGCUCGGGUGACAGGGGUGGCACAGCACGUAUGGGGAGUGUGGGGCUCCAGUCCUGCUGGAAGCCCAACGAGCCUCCUGGUCCACACAAGAGGCUCUGGCCACAAGGAUCACAGAGGACUUGAGGGCAGCAGGGAACUGGUUCUGAGAAGGGCCAGCUUGGGACAGCCUUGCCCCUCCCUACACUGGUGUGUAGAACAGUCUCUCAGGCUGAUGGUCCUGGUUUAGAAGAUGAUGCCCAGUGGCCUGAUGCUCAGUUUGUUGCCCAAAUAUCUGUGUUGAGGAAAAGCUGCAACUUUCCCGGGACAACGUGACCCACCACUUCUCACUGGUGUGCCUAAAGACCAGAAGUAUCUGUGGUCUCAGCCCCUGAGGACUGCUGGCUGAAAUUUUUGCACUUCAAAUCCUGUCCAUACUGAUGGCAGAAAGAAAGAAAGAAAGAAAGAAAAUGUUAAAAGACCAGUGAACAAAAGCGACUGGCCUGAACUGUUCUAUAUUCCAAGCCUCUUGGCCCCAAAGAACAAGGAGAAUGUCUUCCCUGGGUAACGGUCUACCCUAAAUAGGAAAAGCAAUCUCACAGACACCUCUUUCCCCUUAGCAAUCCUUUAGAGACCCGUCAGGCUUCAGAAGAACAAUGAAUCCCUCCCUAGGACGGGAUGGGAACCCAACCCUCAGUUGACAGGAAAUGGUCCCUCAGCAGCAGUACCUGGAGAAAGCAGUCAGGGUGAGCACCUCAAGCAGCAGCUCGGAACCACAGAAGAAAAGCAAGAUGCUGUUCAUAAUGGCUUCCAGGCGGAGCACGUAGGUCUGUAGCAGCAGGUAAUAGGAGGCCAUCAUGGCAGAUGGGAAGGUCAAGGCCACACUAAUACCAAGUGGCAUCUUUCGUUGGCAGAGGUUUCCCUUGGUACC